Messenger RNA from Metarhizium brunneum ARSEF 3297, 1209 nucleotides. RefSeq lists its product as uncharacterized. The record is from RefSeq and is a predicted model, not a curated record. NCBI's taxonomy places the organism in Eukaryota, Fungi, Ascomycota, Sordariomycetes, Hypocreales, Clavicipitaceae.
AUGGCGUCAGCACCAGAGACGCCGGUAGGGGAGGAAUGCAUAGCUGUUAAGAUUAUGGACUCCGACCACACGCCUUCCAUCCCCUCAUCUGUCGACAUGAAUGCCACACAAGACAUUUCAAAUGAGAUUGUAGGCCACCAUAUCGUUAGCAGCAACUAUGCGCCGCAAUUCGACUCGGCAGCUGCAUUCAUUCUAAGUCGGAUUCGAGAUACCAAUGACACCUUCAAACCACCCAGGAGAGGCUCAUCAGGCAUUCUCAAUAAGCUUGGCCGAAAAGGGGGGAUGGUAGAGGCUAUGGAUUCAUGGACAAUGCCGUUGCCUAAUGCCCCUACUCCAGCCUUGUCCCUUACCUCGACGUCGCAUCAGGAGCAACUAGCUUCCAUCUCUUCCAGCUUAAAACGCAAGCGCGACCCUGAGUCCGAGGCUCCUGACUUUACACAGAGUACAAUUGCAUGUCCGGAGUCGAUGGUCCAUUCUCAUUCCAAAGUCAUCGCAUCUUGUCAGCCAUCAACUGCCGAGAGCAGCACACCAAAAACUGCCUUGGGGAACCUUCACUCAUCAAUCAGCCUUUCCGGUCAGGCCGCAGUUGAAAAUAUAAGAGAAAAGAGGCUUUCAGUCAUUACGGAUGGCAUUUCUCCCGCAAAGUCAGAGUUGGUUGGCUUUUAUGCUGGGCAGGCAUCCGAUAUAGUUCGUACACAAUAUUUCCUGGGGAAAAGAAGGACAGACUUGCUGAAUAUUCUUUCAUUCUGCGACCAACUUCGGCCGCAACUUCUUGCUGAUAUUCUGGUGUCAGUGUCGAAAAAACAUCCAGACUUGCCCAUUUUCGACUCUCCAGACUGGCAGAGGCCGAUUUCCAGCUCUCUAGACGCCCAGAUUGCUGCGGCAGUGCGUCGUGCCCGUCCAGCUGGAAGGCCUAGACAUGGCCACACUGUACUCAAUCCGAAAUCGAGACAAAGGCAAAAGAACGCAAAGAAGGCGUUAAAACGUCUAAUAAGGGCAGAACAUGAGGUUGACACCCCAGAGGAUGAGGACGUCGAGGAGGACGUGCUCCCGUCUACUUGGCCAAAGGCAGGACAAGGCUUAUACUCCAAACUUCCUCCAGAAACCGAGGACAGGACAUUCCUAGCUGACGACAAUGAUGACGAAUCGUUUAGCCAUUUCAUGGUGGACAACCUAGGAAAACCAAUGAUUGUAUCGACAUGCGCGUGA